AUGUUUGAUAAAUUUUGCAUUAGACAUUAAGAUUAAAUUCUUACUCAUUUUUGUUCCAAUCAAUUGUGUCCUCAAUUUCUUACAUUUUAUUGUACUUAAUGUGAGAUCAAACAAUGUAAUAAAAAUUAUCAUUUGCAAUAAUUUGAGAAUUUAAGCUAUUUCAUCAAUAAAUUAGUUUUACCUAAUUUCGGUAUUUAUUAUGGGAUCAAUCAUAGACACAAAAUAAAUAGAGUAUUGUAAACAAUAAAUGAACAAAAUAAUUAGUAAUUUCAAUACAAUAUAGGAUAAGAUCAUAAAUGAUUAUGAUAAAGCCAUCGAGAAAAUAUUAGAAUAGUAUAAUAUUAUUUUAAUUAAGCAUUUAGAAUAGAAGUAGUUCAUUUAAGACUGAAAUUAUAAGUUAAAUAGAUUUCUAAAAAUAAUUUAUGAUUGAUAAAUUAGUAGAAUUCUAAAACACAAUGGAUAAACAUUAUAAUACAUACAAAUAAUCAUAUGAAUAGAUUAAAUCAAUUAUAAAUGUUUAAGAAAGUAAUGUUCAUAUAGAAGAACAUUAUAAAUAGAUUGAUAUGAAUUCAUUAUAAGAAUAUUAUAAUGUAUUAUUAAGAAUGCAACCUGAAUUAGAAGUUUUGGCAACAGAAAAUAGUUUAUAAAUUACAAAAGAAUAAUAAAUUAUUGAAUCAUUUAAUCAUAAUAUUUACAAAGAAUUUUAAGAUAAAAUCAUAGAAUAUUCAGAAAAUAUAUUAACAUUGCUUUGGAGUAAAUAUUAUUCAAUGACAUCUAAUAUCCAUUUGUAUGAUAAUAAAAGUAUACAUAAUAUAUAUUAUUAUUAUUAGCUUAAAGUAUUGCUUAAUCUGAAAUGAUUGAAAAUAUUAGAAUUAGUAGAUCUUCAUCAUCUAAUUCUUAUUCAGUCUUUAAUGAAAUCGAUAAUAUUAUUGCAAUGGGUCAACAAUUCAAUAAUACCAACACUUCUAUCAAGUUGAAAAGUCAAACAUAUGGUUAUACUAAAUUUAAUUUGAUGACUUAAGGAUAACUUAAUAUUAAACAAAAUCAUAUGGAUAAUUAUUAAUAAUUACCUAUCAUUACUCCUUAUUGUAUUUUAGUAAUUAAGAACUAAAAUGUCAUUUUAACUGCAGGAGAUAAUAAUAUAAUUUAUGUAUGGAUUCAUAAGAAAGAAUCUAAUUUAUGGAAAUUAGAAUCAUAAUUAGUAUUAUAGAGUAAAGAAUAACAAUAUAUUUAAUGUAUGGAAUUACUCUAUAAUCCAUUUAUUAGUGAAUCACGAAAUAGUAAAUAAAGUUUUGCAAAUCUAAAAGUUCUAUUAAAUCCAAUUAUUGCAAUUUGUGGUUAAAAUAAUAUUUAUAUUGUUCAAUUCGAUAUUAUGACUAAUUAAAUUACUAUUUAAUGUUAAUACUCAAUUAAAGAUUAAAAAGAAUAAGAAAUACAUACUAUUUAAUAAUGUUAAACUAUGGGUAGUUAUAAUUAUUUUAUUGUUGGUAUGGAAAAAGGAACUAUGAUAUUAUUUAAUUAUAUUAUUAGUAUUGACAACACAUUUACAAUCAAAAUAGAUUAAAUGAUCAAAUAACAUAAAGAUUGCAUUACUAGUAUUGACAUAAUAGGUGAUCAAUUAAUUGCUGUAGCAAGUAAUGAUAGAUCUGUUACUAUUUGGUAAUAUUUUAAUAAUAAGCUUAAAUUAUUACCAAUUAAAAUGAACAGAUUCUGGGAAGAUAUUCCAUGUAUAAGAUAAGUUUAUACUAAUUCAUUUAUCACCUUUGAUUCAAAUUACAAUAUUACAUAAUGGUAUCUAGAAAAUCUAAAUAAAAUUGUUAUUAUUAACAGUCUCUAGUCUAGUAAAUUGAAAUAAGAAGUAUAAGAGGCAGUUAUAAUAAAUAAUCCAGAUAAUGCUUAAGAUUUUUGUAUCUUAUUACUCAUUAGAGAAUAGACAAAUACCAACAAAAUUGUUAUUUUAGAUAGAUAUUUCUCAAUUGUAUCAUAGGAAUCUUUACCUCAAUAAUUUCAAAGUUAUUUGUGUAUCCCAAAGAAAAAACAUAACCAUUAUAUUACCAAUUAUAAAAUGAGGAUUAUUAAUGAUUUUAUUCCUAAUAAAGCAUUCAGUUCCUUUGUAGAUGUUAAAUAGAAUGAGAAAUAGCCAAAUUAAUAAUAAUAAUAAUCUUUUUCUUAAUAAUAAUAAUAGAAUUAGAAUAAGAAGGUUAAUCUCGCUAUUAUAAACAAUAAUAAGACAAAUUAACAUUUUAUUGAAAUUUCUUUCAUAAUAGGAACUGAUUGA
Messenger RNA from Paramecium primaurelia, 2278 nucleotides. Lineage: Eukaryota; Ciliophora; Oligohymenophorea; Peniculida; Parameciidae. The record is from the annotation of a GenBank genome assembly.